Messenger RNA from Orycteropus afer afer, 3548 nucleotides. The record is from RefSeq and is a predicted model, not a curated record. NCBI's taxonomy places the organism in Eukaryota, Metazoa, Chordata, Mammalia, Tubulidentata, Orycteropodidae.
GCUGCGGCCGCUGUGCUUGGGUGACCAGUAGCGCCGUAGCCGAGGUGGCGGCGUGGGGCGGGGCAGACCCAGACUGGAGGAAGGAGGUAGUGGUGCAGGAUGGCGGAGACAACCUAUGAGCAUCUAAAAUUGCACAUCACACCUGAAAAGUUUUAUGUGGAAGCUUGUGAUGAUGGAGCAGAUGAUGUACUUACCAUCGACCGUGUGUCCACAGAGGUUACCCUCUCAGUCAAGAAAGAUGUUCCUCCUUCAGCUGUCACAAGACCAAUAUUUGGUAUAUUGGGCACAAUCCAUCUGGUGGCAGGUAACUAUCUUAUUGUCAUUACCAAAAAGACAAAAAUAGGUGAAUUUUUCAAUCAUGUAAUCUGGAAAGCAACAGAUUUUGAUAUCCUUUCUUAUAAGAAGACAAUGUUGCAUUUAACUGAUAUUCAGUUACAAGAUAAUAAAACUUUCCUAGCAAUGAUAAACCAUGUCUUGAAUGUGGAUGGGUUUUACUUUUCAACAACAUAUGAUUUGACGCACACUUUGCAACGGCUCUCCAACACUAGUCCAGAAUUCCAAGAAAUGAGUCUUUUGGAAAGGGCAGAUCAGAGAUUUGUGUGGAAUGGUUAUCUUCUAAGAGAACUUUCUGCUCAGCCAGAGGUUCAUCGAUUUGCUCUUCCAGUGCUACAUGGCUUUAUUACUAUGCACUCGUGUUCUAUCAAUGGAAAAUACUUUGAUUGGAUUCUCAUCUCAAGAAGGAGUUGUUUCAGAGCUGGUGUGCGCUAUUAUGUGAGAGGAAUUGAUUCUGAAGGCCAUGCAGCUAACUUUGUAGAAACUGAACAAAUUGUGCACUACAGUGGGAGCAGGGCUUCAUUUGUGCAGACACGAGGAUCAAUACCAGUUUUCUGGUCCCAAAGACCAAACCUCAAGUAUAAACCAGUACCACAGAUCAACAAAGUAGCCAAUCAUUUGGAUGGUUUCCAAAGACAUUUUGAUUCACAAGUAAUUAUUUAUGGAAAGCAAGUUAUACUCAAUCUGGUUAACCAGAAGGGCUCAGAGAAGCCACUUGAACAGACAUUUGCAUCAAUGGUGUCUUCCUUGGGAAGUGGAAUGAUCAGAUACAUUGCCUUUGACUUCCAUAAGGAAUGUAAAAAUAUGAGAUGGGACCGGCUAAGUAUUUUAUUGGAUAAGGUAACAGAAAUGCAAGAUGAAUUAAGUUAUUUUCUAGUGGACACUGCUGGCAGGGUGGUGACGAACCAGGAAGGUGUGUUCCGCAGCAAUUGCAUGGAUUGUCUGGAUAGAACCAAUGUGAUCCAAAGUUUGUUAGCUCGCCGUUCACUUCAGGCCCAGCUUCAGAGACUAGGAGUUUUGCAUGUGGGACAGAAGCUUGAAGAACAAGAUGAAUUUGAGAAGAUUUACAAAAAUGCCUGGGCUGACAAUGCAAAUGCUUGUGCCAAACAGUAUGCGGGAACUGGUGCCUUGAAGACUGACUUCACCAGAACUGGGAAAAGAACUCAGCUGGGACUUCUGAUGGAUGGCUGGAACUCACUAGUACGGUAUUACAAGAACAACUUUUCUGAUGGAUUUAGACAAGAUGCCAUAGACUUAUUUCUUGGGAACUAUUCAGUAGAUGAAUUAGAAUUUCAUAGUCCUUUAAGUGUUCCAAAGGAUUGGAAAUUCCUGGCUUUGCCUAUCAUCAUGGUUGUUGCCUUUUCAAUGUGCAUUAUCUGUUUGCUUAUGGCUGGCGACACAUGGACAGAAACACUGGCCUAUGUGCUUUUCUGGGCAGUUGCAAGCAUAGGAACAUUUUUUAUUAUCCUUUACAAUGGCAAAGAUUUUGUUGAUGCUCCCAGAUUGGUCCAGAAAGAAAAGAUAGACUGAAUUUGUGUCUGUGGAAAGCGGCUUGGCUUGGAAGAUUCCAUUAUGCAGAACUGGAGUCUUUACUGACCUGCUUUCCACAUCGGCCCGAGGUCUUAAAGAAAGCCUUUAUCAAACAGCACGUCUGUGCUCUGUGCGGUGGUGACGACUUCGCGUUGAUCUGAUGUUCCUGCCUUGAUAAUCUCUCUAUGAUUGGGAUGGUUAUAUUUAUAAUUUGGAGCUACUCUCUAAUUAAAAUGUAACUUUAAUUCAGCUCACCAGAAUGGGAGAAAUCUCUUCAUUGUGAAUCUAAUCAACUGUUACAGAAUAGGUAAUAUAUUAAAAAAUAUCUAGCUCCUUUCAUUAUUUAAAACAGUAAAAUUAUUUUUCUAGCUCAGUUUCAUCAUUGUCAUUGUUGAAGCAGUCGCUUGUUAGCAAGCAUACUUUUCCACACAUCUUUGGACUUUAAAGUGUAAUCAUAAGCCAACUCUGCUAUGUUUAUAAAAUGUAAGUCUUACAUGUGUUGAGUUUGACAAAACAGUCUGUGACUUCAUGGUAGGAAGAGAAGAAUGAGGUCUGGUCUUGAGAAGUUUGAGCUGGGUUGCCUCAUGAGUUCAGUCAGCUUGAACUGCUGCAGUUGGACCAGCAGUUUUAAGUGUGAUGAAAAAGUGCAUAUAUACUUUAUCUUUUUUAAAAGGUGUACAUGCUAUCAAAGAAUGUAAAGUCUGUCUCUUAUGCUAAAGGUCCAAAGCCGCCUCUGUUUUAAGGCUCACCCAGUGUGGAAAAGACCCCAGCUGAUCAGCUGCUUCCUUCUGCACAUUCCAGUUUAUUUGGGGCCACUCUUCGAGACUUGCGGGCAUCCGGGAGGGUCUCGUCUAGAAUGGUGUUGCACUUGGGGCAGCAGCUACUUUUCCACGCAUGGUACUAUUGAUGCUUUUCAUUCUAUGAGUGUGUCUCAAAUUCAGUGCUUCCAAGGUAGUUACAGUUCUCCUAAUCAAGGACCAACUUAAAAUUUAAUUUAUGUGCGAAAAUAAAUCUGAAAAUGUGCUUUAGAAGCUGUGCAUAGGUCUAAUUGUAAGUUGGAUUGUAUAUGCAAAUUGUAAUUAUGAGGUUUAAAUAUUAGAAAAGUAUGUAAGGUAGUGUAAUUGCCGUUAUUUUAAGACAAUUCAUUUAAACCCUGCUACGGUCUUUCAUUGUUGGGCUUGAAGACAUGUACGGUGCUUUCCAAUAGUAAUACCUUAUGUUUUCCUUAAAUUUUUCUCAAAGCACCUUUAUUUCAGCAUUGCCUUUUUUCAGCAUUCUCUUUUAUAUACAUUGCUUUUAGAAACUAAAGGAAAUCCUAGCUGGAAAUCCUCUGUAACUUAAAAUCAGUCAGUAAGACUUGCAAUAAGUGAGAAAAUAGAGCUACCUAUGCCUAAUGUGUAAAUAAGUGUAAUUUGUUCCAAAGAUACCUGGACUAUUGAAACUUUGUUCAUAGCUAUUGUAUACAUUACUCAAGUACUACUGGGCAUUUCACAUUAAGAACUUACUUCAGCAACGACAAAGACCAAAUCUGAACUGCUAAUGUAGCUGCUUUGCAGUGAAUGGACUAAUAAUGUUGGUGUGUUAGAUCUUAGGGUAUCAAUAUUUCAGAACCCUGCAAUGAUUUUGUUUCUAAAUUCAUGUACUGUACCUCCAUAAGUGAAAAUAAAUGUCAUAUUCUUUUCUAA